Messenger RNA from Hypoxylon fragiforme, 454 nucleotides. RefSeq names its product Sm-like ribonucleoprotein. The record is from RefSeq and is a predicted model, not a curated record. Gene Ontology annotation, molecular function: RNA binding. Gene Ontology annotation, cellular component: U5 snRNP; U12-type spliceosomal complex; spliceosomal tri-snRNP complex. The coding region runs from base 83 to 430 and encodes 115 amino acids. Lineage: Eukaryota; Fungi; Ascomycota; Sordariomycetes; Xylariales; Hypoxylaceae. Gene Ontology annotation, biological process: spliceosomal snRNP assembly; RNA processing. The transcript is spliced from 3 exons.
CGCAUUUCGAUUGUCACCCCAAUUCCGCCUCUUCCCUCCCCAAAAAUUAAAAACAAACAACAAACGAGACCGAGAGCCCAAAAUGACGUCGACAAUCGGAAUUCCUAUCAAGCUUCUGAACGAGGCGCAAGGCCAUAUCGUUACUCUCGAGAUCACCUCAGGCCAAACCUAUCGCGGCAAGCUACUUGAAGCCGAGGAUAAUAUGAAUGUGCAACUUAGGGAUAUUACUGUCACGGCCCGCGAUGGACGAGUAAGCCACUUGGAUCAGGUCUAUAUCCGCGGCAGUCAUGUGCGAUUCUUCAUCGUCCCAGACAUGUUGAAGAAUGCACCUAUGUUCCGUAGUCGCAACGCCAGAGGUCGCGGUGUCGGUCUAGCCCGAGGACGAGCGACGGUCAGCAGGGCGCGGGCGAGCGGGCGUGGAGGACGAUGAACGGGGUCGGAUUAGGAAACGUGU